UUGCCUUUUUAUUUUAUUGCCGCAUUUCUUCGCUUCGAAGUGAUCGCUUUUCGGCUUUCUUCGAGGUCACAGGUCACGCCAGCGGACGCUGGAAGCCGAAACGCCCCCUGCCUCGCCCCCUUGGCCAUGGUGACCGUCGCUGUUGUUGUUUUUGUCGCCCUUUAAAACCAGCUGCUGCAUCUGUGUGUGCGCGCGUGCUUGCGAGUAUUUCCAACCGAGCGUGCGUCGGUGUGCGUGCGUGUACAAGUGCUCAAACAACAACAUAAGCGUAAAACGCAUUUUCAUUUGAUUGCGAUUUUGAUUUGAUAUAUUAAUUACAGAAAGAAAGGGGGAGAAAGCAAACAAAGGAGACUAACUGAGAGAGAGAGACAGAGCGAGAUCAAGACAGUGAGCGAGAUGGAUGUGGAGGAGAACUACGAGAACGCCGCCGAGAUGCAGAACAUGAACAUGAAUCUGAAUCUAAAUCCGAAUCCGAAUCCAAAUUCGGACAGCCAGCAGCAGCAGCAACAACAGAUGCAAUGUGAACCGUUAUUCGGGCUCACAACCAAUACAACAACAACCACAAAUCCCAUGAUGGCCAUUCCCCUGCCCGCGCCCACCGGGUCGCACUCCGCUCCGAACAUCAGUCCAAAUUCGAAUGCGAAUCCCAACUCUAAUCUGAGUCCCAGUCCAUCCGCAACAACCGCUAACGCAUCCGCAUCCACGAUCAAGUGUCUACCGACGAACGACUUCGAUAUCGACUCCCUGCUGCUGCAACAGUUCAGCUGUAUGGGCACCACGGACCACGAAGACCUCAUCAGCCAGUUUCAGAGCCUAAUGAAUAACCAGAUGAAUCGGGAAUCAGCCAGGUUUUACCUCGAGAUGAGUAACUGGAGCCUUCAGACGGCGGUGGGCUGCUAUCUGGACUUCUGCAGUUUACAGUCGCUGCCCUCGAUGAAGAUCGUCCAGGAGAAGCAAGUGAAUGCUCGGCAGCAAGCGUUUCAGCUGCAGAACGAUGGCACCGAGCGCUGGCCGAACAACUGCUAUCUGACCUCGCCCAUCCAGACGCAGCGCAUCAAUGUGCCCGCUCUGCGUCCGGGCGAAACUUGUGAUAUCCUGGCCGACAUGAUGCCCACGCAGCCGCCGACCAUGUGGCGACUGUGCACUUCAAAUGGCUGGUACUUUGGCGAUGCCAUUUGGAUGAUACCGCCCGGUACGCAGGCCAGCCAGGACGAACUGCAGCAGCGGAUGGUGCAGCUGAUCACGUCGGAGGUCAAGCCGGAUAUCUAUCCGCAAAUCAACAUCGUGAUAACCGCGCACACCCAAUGAGCGCGGCGUCCAGCAUCUAGCAUUCGGCAUCCUCCUCCGCUUUCGAGCGGGGUCUUCGGUCCCAAAACUCAUCGAUAGCAUUUCAUAAACCUGCGCGAUAUGACUAGAUUUUCCCUUCUCCCCCUUUUUUCAAAUGGACAUACUGUUGUUCUCAGUAGUUGAUUUGUAUACAGGAAAAACGUUUAUACACAUUAUUAUGUAGUAGCCAACGCCAUACAUAUACUACUCAACUCCAUGUUUAACUAAAGUUUUAGUUCGAUUGCAGGACCCUUCGUUACUCCUCCCACUUUUCCCACUCCUUAAUUUCGGUGUCAGACAGAUCAGCUUUAUAUAUAUCGAUAUGUCGUGAACGGAGCGAAGAGUGUGAGGCAAUAGGCAGAAAUAAAUUGAAAUAAAUUAAGUGAAAGUGAGAAUAGGAAUCGUGUGGGCACAUUAAGUUCUUCUGAUAGUUUUAGGCGGUACUGUUUUGUGUGCGUGCGAUUGUUUAAAUCAUAAUUGAACUUUUUUUUUUUCUGUAAUUUAAAUUCCUAUGUUUUGAGUAAUCAAGAAUUAUAAAAGCUAAGAAAAAUGUAACAAAAUUAGACGUAAGUGUUUUAUUGAGAAAAAAUAAGAAUGAAGCAGAAGGAUUAAGAAA
Drosophila sechellia is the source of this 1942-nucleotide messenger RNA. Its product is annotated as protein ILRUN. The coding region runs from base 397 to 1308 and encodes 303 amino acids. Gene Ontology annotation, molecular function: protein binding. The record is from RefSeq and is a predicted model, not a curated record. Lineage: Eukaryota; Metazoa; Arthropoda; Insecta; Diptera; Drosophilidae. The transcript has 3 exons.